UAUGGACAAAACAUGCAGUUUCUUUUUCAAAAACUCGUUUUGUGUAUUUCUUGUCUAUGUUUUGUGUGUGCUACACAGCAAACUAAGUACAACGACGCAAUUCGAAUAGUCAUUCUAUCUGAUGGAAAAUAUUUGGAAGAAAUAAAGCAAUCACUGAAGAAAUUGGACUUCAUUUUUCAUAGCAACAUUAAUGACCACCUCUUCAUAUUUGAAAAGGAAACAAACGCGUUAGGAAGUUACCAACUAAGUUCAAAGGAGCUGACAGAUCUUCGACAGUCAAAUAUACACAUUGAAAAACUCGCACAGAGCUACCUUUUGUACCCCGAAUCACCAAAUGUAGCAGACGAGGGAACACAUAGUAGGGAACAACGAAGUCUAAAAGAAGAUCAAUUUCAUAUUCAUCAGAACUUCAUGAACAUUUGUCGACCAUAUUUCGACCAAAGCUUGGCAAUUGACCUCAGCUGGAAGGAACAUAAUGUCAGCGGGCGUGAUAUUGUUGUCGGGGUAACAGACGUUGGAAUAAAUACAGACAAUGUGUACCUACAUGAAAAUAUACAGUUGGAUUUAUCAUACAAUUUUGUUGACAACAAUUCAAAUACGAUUCCUACGAUUCUGCCGGGGAUAAUUGAAUCUUUGCAUGUGACAAACCAUGGCAACGCAUGUGCAGGACUUAUCGCACGCCCAAAAACAAACGCUUUAUGUAAUCCAUGUGGAUUAGGCGUGGCGUAUAAGGCAAAGGUGGCAGAUUUGCAAAUAGCGAAGGUUCGAAAAACACAUUGGAUGUUACCCCAUAUUGACUCUGCAAAUUAUGCAAAAGCUCUUGCUUACAGACGUGACGCUAUUCACAUAUAUUUCAACAGCUGGGGUUCAAAUCAACCAUUUACUGAAUUGGAAUUUUAUGAAGUUGAUGUUUUGAAAGAAGGUAUUAAACACGGUCGAAACGGACUGGGGUCAGUGUACGUCUUUCCUGCUGGCCACCCUGGUUCUGGAUUGGUCAAUUACGUUGGAAGUAUCCCAGUGGCAUGCAUGGAUGUAAAUGGUUCUGUGGCUGACGUCAGCCAGGUUAAUGCAGCAACAAUUGUGUCUGUGUUUUGUAAUGGCAGGAGAAGAAUUGAUGAUAGAAUGAUUACAGUUGGACAUGAUGACAGAAGAUGUUUUACGGAAUUCGGAGGUGAAUCUGCGGGAACCGCCAUUGUUUCUGGAAUGAUCGCCCUACUGUUAGAAGCAAACCCGGCUCUAUCCAUCAGAGACAUUACACAUAUUUUGGUCGAGUUUAGUAGUCAUAUUGGGAUAGAGGCUUCGUCGGAGUUCCUACGCAAUGGCCCUGGAAAGCACUAUCAUCCCAGGUUGGGUUUUGGAUAUCCAAGCAGCUCUAAAAUGAUCCAGGCUGGGAAGCAGUGGAAUCGGUUACCCCCUCUAUGUUCAAAAACCCUUGAAUUUUCAAAACCAUCCGUAUUUCUGCGACACAUCACCAUGCAUAGAGAAGAUGGAAGAAGUUCUGUUUCAAAUGAAGUUCGUGUAUUCAGAGCUGCAUCAUAUGAGACUGUGGGCUAAAUCUCCUAGUGGUACUGUAUCAGAGUUAGCCAGUAUCGAACCAAGAUUGAAAGGGAACAAGGUAAAGAAACUUAUGGCAACAUUUCGGUCCAACCACU
Messenger RNA from Mya arenaria, 1652 nucleotides. Its product is annotated as PC3-like endoprotease variant B. The transcript has 10 exons. Gene Ontology annotation, cellular component: trans-Golgi network; Golgi membrane. The record is from RefSeq and is a predicted model, not a curated record. Gene Ontology annotation, biological process: protein processing. NCBI's taxonomy places the organism in Eukaryota, Metazoa, Mollusca, Bivalvia, Myida, Myidae. Gene Ontology annotation, molecular function: serine-type endopeptidase activity. Bases 13 to 1554 code for a protein of 513 amino acids.